ACGUCGCGUUGACGUUGCGUGGGGGGAGGGGAAGCCAUUCGCGGCCUCUGGUUCUCGGCGGGAGCGGCGGCGGCAGACGCGUGUGGCGGACCGGCGCGGGAAAGCGGCUUCCUAGUUGGGGAAGCGUUAGCCCCCGGGGGUGCUCGUGUGCAGUAGUCCUAGCGGCUUUUCUGUUCUGUUCUGAGACCCAGCAGCUGUCACCGGUGAGCUACUUGGAGGGUGAAUUCGGCGAGCUUGUAGAGCUUGAAACCUUCAAAGUCCCCUCCAACUCUUACCAGCUGGAAGGAAAGAUGGUUGAGGCAGAUCGCCCAGGAAAGCUCUUCAUUGGUGGGCUUAAUACAGAGACAAAUGAGAAAGCCCUCGAAGCCGUAUUUGGCAAGUAUGGACGGAUAGUGGAGAUACUUUUGAUGAAAGACCGUGAAACCAACAAAUCAAGAGGAUUUGCUUUUGUUACCUUCGAAAGCCCAGCAGAUGCUAAAGAUGCAGCUAGAGAUAUGAAUGGAAAGUCCUUGGAUGGAAAAGCCAUCAAGGUGGAGCAGGCUACCAAACCAUCGUUUGAAAGUGGCAGGCGUGGACCACCUCCACCUCCAAGAAGCAGAGGCCCGCCCAGAGGUCUCCGAGGAGGAAGUGGGGGAACCAGAGGACCCCCUUCACGUGGCGGAUACAUGGAUGACGGUGGUUAUUCCAUGAACUUUAACAUGAGUUCUUCCAGGGGACCACUUCCAGUAAAAAGAGGACCACCACCACGAAGCGGGGGUCCCCCGCCUAAGAGAUCAACGCCUUCAGGACCAGUUCGAAGCAGCAGCGGAAUGGGAGGAAGAGCCCCAGUAUCUCGCGGAAGAGACAGCUACGGAGGCCCGCCACGAAGGGAGCCCCUGCCAUCGCGUAGAGAUGUUUAUUUGUCCCCGAGAGAUGAUGGAUAUUCUACGAAAGACAGCUACUCAAGCAGAGAUUACCCAAGCUCUCGUGAUACCAGAGAUUAUGCACCACCGCCGAGAGAUUAUACUUACCGUGAUUACAGUCAUUCCAGCUCACGUGAUGACUAUCCAUCCAGAGGCUAUGGUGAUAGAGAUGGCUAUGGUCGGGAUCGUGACUAUUCAGAUCAUCCAAGUGGAGGUUCCUACAGAGAUUCCUAUGAGAGCUAUGGUAACUCACGCAGCGCACCUCCGACACGAGGGCCCCCGCCGUCUUACGGAGGAAGCAGUCGCUAUGAUGAUUACAGCAGCUCCCGUGAUGGCUACGGUGGAAGUCGAGACAGUUACUCAAGCAGCAGAAGUGAUCUCUACUCAAGUGGCCGUGAUCGUGUUGGCAGACAAGACCGGGGGCUUCCCCCUUCUAUGGAAAGGGGGUACCCUCCUCCACGUGAUUCCUACAGCAGUUCAAGCCGCGGAGCACCAAGAGGAGGUGGCCGUGGAGGAAGCCGAUCUGAUAGAGGGGGAGGCAGAAGCAGGUACUAGAAACAAACAAGACUUUGGAUCAAGGUCUUCAUUCAAAGAAACAAAAGAUGGAAAGUCUUCUGUCGUAACUACCCAAGGACUACUAAGAGAAAAGUUGUGUUACCUUUUUAAAUUUUUCUGUUUUAAGUUCCCCUUCAUCAUUUUUGUGUUCUUGUGAGGAAAAAGUAAAACAUGAUUAAUUUUGAUAUUAUGAAUUGCUUUCAACAAGCAAAUGUUAAAUGUGUAAGACUUGUACUAGUGUUGUAAUUUUCCAAGUAAAAGUGUCCCUAAAGGCAA
This is a messenger RNA of Acomys russatus (golden spiny mouse), 1733 nucleotides long. RefSeq names its product RNA binding motif protein, X-linked-like-1. The transcript is spliced from 2 exons. Gene Ontology annotation, biological process: positive regulation of mRNA splicing, via spliceosome. The coding region runs from base 291 to 1457 and encodes 388 amino acids. The record is from RefSeq and is a predicted model, not a curated record. Gene Ontology annotation, molecular function: RNA binding. Lineage: Eukaryota; Metazoa; Chordata; Mammalia; Rodentia; Muridae. Gene Ontology annotation, cellular component: spliceosomal complex.